AUUUUGAAACAAGUUGAAGUUGGUCAAUUUAUACAAGAUUUAAAAAUGAAUGUUUUGCAAGAAUUCAUUUUAUUAUUUCAAACACUUCACCUUCUUAAUAUAAUGAGUAUAAAAGAAUUUCUUUCUAUAUUAAAAGAAAAUAUUAUUUAUGAAGAUUUGAAAGAUAAUAAAAUUAUUAUAGAACUUGUUGAUAUUUUUAAAAAGUCAAAAAAAAAUAUUAAAGAUGUUGAAGAAUUAGAUGACAGUAUUGAACCAGUUAUUAUUGAAAUUAGUAUAACAUUAAAAA
Messenger RNA from Diversispora eburnea, 286 nucleotides. NCBI's taxonomy places the organism in Eukaryota, Fungi, Glomeromycota, Glomeromycetes, Diversisporales, Diversisporaceae. The record is from the annotation of a GenBank genome assembly.